ACCAUUAUAUUAACAAACAGAGCAGGCGAGACAGAGAGAGAAUUGGUUCCGUUUUCAUGGCGGCCAUUGGAGCUCUGGCAUACCUCGCCGCCGGCUUAUCUCCAUUUUCUCAGCGGCGCACCACCUUGUACGGAGGAAUACAGAAACGUCGAGGGAUUUCUUUGGCUGUCUCGACGGAGCGGAUAGAUGGGGCGACGAGUUUUGGAGAGGAUGCAAGGUUUGAGAACAAGAAGAAGAAAGCAAUGAAGGAAGAAACUGAGGUGAAACCAAACAUUUACGCGAACCCGGAGGAGUUGCCGGAAGUGGAGGAAGGCAAAAAGGGGUUGAAGGAUUACUUUGAAGAGUGUAAAGAGUUGGUCAGAUCAGAUGGUGGCCCGCCUCGUUGGUUCUCUCCUUUGGAGUGCUCUUCUAGUUCCCCAGAUUGUCCUUUGCUUCUCUUUUUGCCUGGAAUUGAUGGCACUGGACUUGGGCUUGUAAUGCGUCAUCAUAAGCUUGGAAAGAUGUUCAAUGUCUGGUGCUUGCAUAUUCCAGUUAAGGAUAGAACACCAUUUACAGAGCUAGUGAAACUUGUGGAAAGAACAGUAAGGUCAGAGAACUACAGGUCACCAAAUAGGCCAAUAUAUCUGGUAGGAGAAUCUCUUGGAGCAUGCCUUGCCAUUGCAGUUGCAGCUCGGAAUCCUGAGAUGGAUCUUGUACUUGUUUUAUCUAACCCAGCAACAUCUUUUAGUAAGUCACAGCUGCAACCACUAAUACCUCUACUGGAGAUUAUGCCUGAUCGGUUCCCACUUAAUCUCUCUUACAUGCUGAGCUUACCUACAGGUGAUCCUUCGAGGAUGCUGAUGGAUAAUUUUGUGAAAAGAGGUCCUCUGUCCCAAACUAUUGGAGAGCUAUCUCAAGAUCUCGUUACAAUGUCAUCAUACCUCCCGGUUCUGGCUGAUAUUUUACCUAGGGAAACACUUCAGUGGAAGCUAGAUUUGCUGAAAUCUGGUUCUGCAUGUGCCAACUCAUGCCUUCAUGCUGUAAAAGCUCAGAUGCUGAUCCUUUGCAGUGGAAGAGAUCAGCUGUUGCCUAGUCAAGAGGAAAGCCAAAGGCUUCAAAAAGCAAUGCCAGACUGUGAGAUUCGUAUUUUUGAGGAAAGUGGUCAUUUUCUCUUCCUGGAAGAUAGUGUUGAUUUGGUCACAAUCAUCAAGGGUGCUACUUUCUACCGCCGUGGAAAGCACCUUGACCGUGUGUCAGAUUACAUGCCACCAACACCUUGUGAAUUCAAAAGAAUAUAUGAAUCGUUUAGAUGGAUUGUUACUGCUACUGGCCCUGUGAUGCUUUCAACAUUAGAGGAUGGGAAGGUGGUGAGGGGACUUGCCGGAAUUCCAUCAGAGGGACCAGUCUUGUUCGUCGGUUAUCACAUGUUAAUGGGGAUUGAAAUUAUUCCAUUGGUCGCUCAGCUUCUGACGGACAGAAAUAUUCUUGUUCGUGGGAUAGCCCAUCCAGCAAUGUUCGUAAGAGUGAAAGACAGAAGGCCCCCUGAGCCUGAGCCAUCAAACUUUGACGUGUUUAGAGUAAUGGGUGCAGUUCCUGUCUCACCAGCAAACUUCUACAAGCUCAUGUCUUCAAAAUCUCAUGCCUUGUUGUACCCUGGUGGCAUACGUGAGGCCCUGCACAGGAAGGGUGAAGAAUACAAGUUAUUCUGGCCAGAACAAUCUGAGUUUGUGAGGAUGGCAGCUAGAUUUGGAGCCAAAAUUAUUCCUUUUGGUGUUGUUGGAGAGGAUGAUAUCGCUGAGAUAAUUUUAGACUACAACGACCAAAUGAAGAUUCCUUGGAGAAGAGAAGUAAUAGAACGAGUAACCAAUCGAUCUAUAAAACUAAGGACUGAUGCAACUGGCGAGGUGGCAAACCAACAAAUGCACUUACCAUGGAUGCUACCAAAAUUUCCAGGCCGGUUUUAUUAUUACUUCGGGAAGCCGAUCGAAACUGAAGGGAUGAAGGUGGAACUAAGAGACAAGGACAAGUCUCAUGAACUGUACCUGCACAUCAAGUCCGAGGUUGAGAGAUGCCUUGCUUACUUGAAAGAGAGGAGAGAAAAAGAUCCUUACAGGAAUCUGUUGUCUCGGCUAGCAUACCAGGCCACUCAUGGCUCAACCUCUGCCUCUCAAAUUCCAACAUUUGAGCUCUGAUUUGCUCUGCCUAAACAUCAUCAUCUUCAGUUCAUGGUUUUCUCCAUUGUUUUCUCCACUUUCAUUUUGUGCUUGGUUAUCAAUAAUUUAUAACAUAUCAAAUGUAUC
Messenger RNA from Theobroma umbraticum, 2279 nucleotides. Its product is annotated as phytyl ester synthase 2, chloroplastic-like. The record is from RefSeq and is a predicted model, not a curated record. NCBI's taxonomy places the organism in Eukaryota, Viridiplantae, Streptophyta, Magnoliopsida, Malvales, Malvaceae. Gene Ontology annotation, cellular component: membrane.